Molecule: messenger RNA, 6412 nt
Organism: Schistosoma curassoni
Lineage: Eukaryota; Metazoa; Platyhelminthes; Trematoda; Strigeidida; Schistosomatidae
Source: the annotation of a GenBank genome assembly
AGUCCGGUCGGUUUACUUUCGUUUCGCCAUUGUUGGCUUUUGUGUGGAUUAUGUUUCUAGUUUUUAGAUUCUCACCAAUGCAAUGAGCUCUGAAGCGAAUCUCGAUUCUUCUAAUUCCAUUAAAUCAGAACCUCAUGCUGCUAAGUCUCAUUCUUCAAAAAUUACUACCAACCAGCUGGAGUAUAUUAAAAAAGAAGUGGUUGGGCGACUAUUUAAAGAAAAGAUUGUAUGGCCGUUUACAAAACCAGUCGAUCACCAGCGGCUAAACCUUCCAGACUAUCCCAAAAUAAUAAAACACCCAAUGGACCUUGGGACGAUAAAACAGCGGCUAAAUUUAAAAUUUUAUCACUCCUCUUCAGAAUGUCUCGAUGAUCUUUUCACUAUGUUCCGAAAUUGUUAUAUAUUCAACAAGCCAGGUGAUGAUGUAGUUGCAAUGGCAAUGAAGCUUGAGCAGAUUGCUAGAGAACGCCUUAAAUUUAUGCCGACUCCUGAGACCGAAAUUUGUCCACAAAAAACCCCAAAGUCUAUCCGUCCUAUUGGCGCUCCUUUGCAGGUCCAUCCUGUCGAAACAAUUCAUACAGCUGCUUCAACCAACCAUACUGAAGGGUUAAAUGGCUCAGCUGUUUCUGUCGACCAGGCUACAUUACCUUUCAGGCCAUCAGUAACUUCUACAUCUACCAAAAAGGCUAGUAAAAAGAAAAGUGAUUCUACGAUAGACGAAUUACCGUCGACUCCCCAAUCAUAUGAUGAUCUAUCUCGCGACCGCCGUCAAAUCAAAAAGCCCAAGCGUGAAUAUGAAGAACGUAAUGUUGGCAAACGAUUGCGACUUUCCGAAGCACUGAAAGCUUGCAGUAAUAUUCUGAAGGAUAUUUCCUCUCAGAGAUAUCGGGAUCUCAAUCAUUUUUUCUUAAAACCAGUGGAUGUCGUAGCCCUCGGGCUUCAUGAUUACUACGAUGUUGUCAAAAAAGCAAUGGAUCUCAGCACCAUAAAAACAAAAUUAGAAAGUGGUCAGUACCAUACCAAAUACGAUUUCGCAGACGAUGUUCGGCUGAUGUUUAAUAAUUGUUAUAAGUAUAAUGGUGAAGAUAGCGAAGUUGCUAGAGUGGGGAAACAACUUCAAGCUAUUUUCGAUGAAAAUUUCGCCAAAGUUCCGGAUGAUGAGUCAGAUCCUGCUGCCUCCCCUGAUGGUCGUCCUGUUGAUCAGAAUAUGUAUCAGCUAAUUCAAAACGCCAUCAAAGAGCAUCAGAAGUUAACCAAUCAGUUUCAGCGUUUCAGCGAGGAUUUGCAGAAAAGCACAGCUAACCUAAAUUCUAUCUUAUCAUCCUUAAGUAUGGCUGUCAGAAAAGCACCUAUUGGUCACAACACACCCCAUAUUAAUUCAUUACCCCCUACUCAAACUGGCCUUCCGACUGUUCCACGUCCUACUAUGAAUGAUAUAGAAGAUGUAAAUAUCACUAAGAGAGGCAGACAAUCUCAGUCGAAAACAAAAUACAGACAAUCAGGACUAUCUGCUGCAGCACCCGUUCUAAAUACACCAUGUGUUCCGGUUAGUAGUAGCACAGUAAAUAUGAGUUCUACACAUUCCCAACCUAUACCUGUUCCUGGAUAUGCUACAGAUGAGGAGAUGUCCGAAAACAAUGUUCGUCCAAUGACUUACGAUGAGAAACGUCAAUUAAGUUUAGAUAUUAAUAAGCUUCCUGGUGAAAAAUUAGGUAGAGUUGUCCAAAUCAUCCAGCAACGUGAACCGUCGCACCGUGAUUGUAAUCCAGACGAAAUCGAAAUUGAUUUCGAAACGCUGCAACACACAACCUUGCGUGAAUUGGAGAAGUAUGUAAAAUCUGUUCUGCAAAAGACAAAAUCCGGGAGCCGGAAAUAUGUGAAGAAGGGGUUAAGUGGCGUCCCACCAGGCAAGACUCGUGAGGAAUGCAUGAAAGAAAAAACGGAAGAGCUGGAAAAUCGAUUGAGAGAGAUUGGAGGACUUCCUCAAGGUGCUCCUGGAUACCAUAAUGCACAUAAUCCGAAAAAGUCACAUGGUACUAAUCGUUUGAGCGCAUCAUCAUCCAGUUCAAGUGAUUCCGAGAGUACUUCAGACUCAAGUGAAUCUGAUUCUUCAGAUUCUAAAUCUUAUAAAGCAGCUUCAGACCACAAACAGUCGCAUGACCAGGUAUCUUCAACUGGCCUACAGAGUUGUUCGAAAUCGACUGUUUUUUUAUCCCCGAACUCAGGUGCUGUGACAAAUAAGACAUCGAUCAAUCAACCACCGACAUUUUCUGCACUUGACUCUGUUGCAAGUGGUCAUUGUAAUGAUGAUGUCGUUUAUGAAAAAUGUAUUGAACCAAAGACUGAACAAAAUGAAUCUUCAGAUACGGAAUCUGAACCAAACUCCCCUCACCAGCUACCUCAACCUGUGUGGGCCAUCUCAGGGUUUUCCAAAAAGCCAUCUUCUGAAGAUGGUACGUUAGGCAAACCCCUUCUUACAAGUAGCUGCACAGCUACAUCAGCUUCUGAGGUUUCUUCAACAGUUGUGGCUGCUAGAUUGGUUAAUGUAUUACCCGAUCCUGUUGAAGCAAACGACAUUUUGCUACCUAACUCUCAGCCCGGUAGAAACGAGGAAAAAGAAAAACAGGCCGCGGCUCUUCAAAUAAUGCGCGAAGCUCGCAGACAAUCUCAAUGGAGUUCUCGCGCGGCUGAAGAGAAGGCUAUUCGUGAACGCGAGGAGGCUGACAGACGACGUCAGGAAGAAGAACUUGCUUUAGAAGCUGAAAGGAGGAAAGAACAGGAAUUGCGCCGUAUUGAGGAGGAGAAGCGCCUUCUUGUCGAAGCUCGAAAGCGUGAUGACAUUGCAAAGCGUAAGGUUAGUAUGUGGUUGUUUGGGAGACACUACUUGGGUCAUGUUUUAAUUGCUGUUCGUAUAUUGUCUAGUCAUAGUUUACCUUGUACACAAUAUUAAUUUAAAGUGAAGAGUUGUAGAACAUGCUUUAUUAUGGGAAAGGAAAUAAUUACCAUCGUUUAUAUGCGGAGAUAAACCACACAUUAAUAGAAUUAGGUAUUAUUUUUAUGGUAAUGUACGAUUCACGUAAGAAGUGAAACGACUGGAUUUGUUAUUAAAAUUAACAUCUGCUAGCGUGGUUUCUGAGAUCCUUAUCUGUAUUGAGUAGGUUACAGCGAGUCAGUCUUAAUAAUAGCCAGCUUUUAGCUCAGAAUUAUCUGCUUUUUGUCAAGCAAUAUACUCAUAUUGGAGAUGAAAGAUUCUAUCCACUUCUUCACUUACAUUGAACUUGCAAACGGCCAUUAAUUUCACUUGUGCAAUUGGUUUGCCUGGUUGUAUGCUGAUCAUGGGGUUUAUUGUUAAUUUUGUAAGUAGUGACCUAUUGUGUGUUGUUUAUCUCACUCAAUAUAUAGGCUGUCCAUCAAAAAGUUCGUGCUUAAUCGUAACCACGUAUUAAGCUGGUCUUGAAACAUUUCACUUGUAGAUCAAUUCUAGUUUGCAAAUGUCUACUUAAGCAUUACUUUUUGAGUCAAAUUACCGCAGGAUGAAAUUUUAUCAACGUAGAUUGUUUUUCAGAUUAGGAUAUUCUGAGUUUGCAAAUAUAAUUUAGGGUGUUAGUCUUUUGCACUGGGUAGUUUUCUUCUUUGGAAUUUCCCUUACGGUAUUGAAACUAAACUCUCUAUUAGGGUAUCACUUAUUGAGAAAAAUUAGUCAGAUGUUUGGUAAUUUUCCAUUUUGUGUCCAUUUAAUUUCAUGAUGGUUUCUUGAUAAUGUUCAGUUAUGAGUAUUCGAAAACUUAUGUAUUUAUCGUAAGCGCUUGGACAGUACAUCAAAAUUCACAAUGCUUACUCCGAUAAUUUAUCUAACUACAUGUUGCACAUAGGGUUGAAUAUCUGGUACAGUAGUACUGUUUUGUGUAAUUAAAUGUCAAUAAUUUUGUCAGUGCAACUUUGGGUAUACUGUAUGUUCAGGAAUUUUGUAUCUCCAUUGCUACUCUUUUACAUCUUUUGAUGCUGUAGUCUUUUUCUCAUUAAGGUACUAUGAACCUUGAUAGAACUUUCUUUUAUUUGUUCCUGUGAGAACACAGAUGAAACGUUUUUCUAGAUGCUAUUUCGUUUUCCAUAUCGCAUAUCCUAAAAAGUUUAUUCAGAUUUUAGUGUAAUGCGUUGUUUUAUCUUUCAAAUAUGAAUAAAUAAAGACUAUUUUUCGUACUUGCAAUUAGGCCAUGAUCGGUGCACCAGAACGUAUAAAUGCUCAUGAAUUACUGACGGAAUUCGAGAAUUCAGUUGAUAUAUCUUGCAUUGAUGCAUGUUUUGCCAUGCGUCACUUCUAAAUCAAUGCUGUAUCAUCUACAAGAAUGUACUUUUCCAUCAUACCUCAUUUUCCGAAGCGUAAAAUAAUUUUUUUCUAGUUAAUAAUAAAUUCACAGGAACUUCUAAUAACUAGUGUUUAUUCACUUUUUCAAGUUCUUUUGACUAAAUGGACGUGACGUUUUCUCUUUGUAAAUGUACAUAACCAGUUAGAUUUUUCAUUUUUGUCUUGAUUAAGAAUUAAUUUCUUCUGGUCAUUUGAUAUACUAACAUUUUUUGUGCAUUCUGGAGGGGAAAAUUGUUACUAGUCGGUUUUAUUAUGAAAGGUACGAACUGGAAAAGUUAUCAACCAUGUUGCUAAAUAUAGAAAUUGAACUAGGACUGACCAAUUUGGAAUACUUUUUUAUCCAACUAAGGAGCUUGGUUGUAUUUUUUCUUGUUUCAAUGGAGUUAUUUAUGUUGAUGGUGUUAUUCAAGUUUGUUUCACCGUUGAUGUGGUUCUAUUGUUCAGAUUGUUAACUAGAUAUAAUGUAGUCUCCGAAAACUAGUCGUGUUUCUUCAGAAUUAACGGUUUAGGUAACAAAACGAUCUGCAAAUUAACUUGAAAACCGCUGGCAAGUGUGGUAGAGAUGUGCUAUUAUCAUAAUGGUGUCUCAAGUACAUUGAAGCAUUGAGUUAGAUGACGUUCUAUUAUCGUAAUAUUAGCAUUAGCAUUGGCCGUACUUCCGAUUGUGUCUUUAACAUCUUAGCACCGAACGGUACAAUACGAAACAAGUAAAGAACUUGAAUGAAUAAAUGAUUGAGAAUGGCAUUGAUAAUAUCAAUUUCGUACAAACACGAAAGCCUGGUACGGUCACUACUAAAAUGAUGUAACCAUCUUCAAAGUUGCGUUAUGGUCUCAACAAUUGCCUACGUAAACACGGCCUAAUUUAUGUCAAUUGAACUGAUAUAUUGAAUCCUAUUGUCUAAGGUAUUUUAUGCCAAAAAGCUGUAUAGCCUUAAUCACAAUAGACAUUUGUUUAAAGAGACACUACAUCAGAACUGGUUUAUAUGGAUCGGAAUGAUGGAUUCUCAAGAAGAAUAACACAACAAAGAUAAGUGAUCGAAAAAGUCAGUUUUCACUGUCACUGCGUUUAGAGCCUUACUAUUUUCACCAAGUAUAACAUGAUAUGAAUCUCAAGCAGAAAUUAUGACUGAUGUGGUGUUUACCUAACAUAAGAGUAAUUCAAAGAUGUAAAUACAUACAGAUCAUACGUCUCUAUAUCGGUGGAGAUUUUCUCAAGAAUAAAUAAUUGAUAGAUCAACACAUCUACAUAUCUAAUCUUUGGACGAAAUAAUAUACUUCCUGGCGAUGGGCGAUCCGAAGUCAAUUAUAUCGAGCAUGCUAUAUUGAAUAUAAAUUCUCAGGGCCAUAAUUUUGGGUGAGAAAAACAUCCACAAAACAUUCUUGUAUUUAAAUGAAUGCACGAUAGUCAAAAAUACUUUUAAGUUUUCUUAGCUUAUUUGUACUAGGAUCAAGCUUUCUUAUCUCAAGUAAUGGUUUUGUUGUGACAGCUUAAAUCAAUGAAUACAAAUAUUAGAUAGAAGGAAUGGGCCGAACUGUGUUCUCAGGGAACUUUCCAUAGAUUCCAACCAAAUAAUUCCCACUAGCCGAUUGAAUAAACGUUGUAGGAAAAUAAAUACUUAUGUACUAACAGUUCGACUAGAACAGUAUGUUUGCGUUACUUAUGUAAUUAACAGAUGAAUAGAUUCAAGAUGAUCAUAGUGUAAUGAAUAGUUCUUCACUUUACUCUUAUGAUUCUUAAGUGUCAUUGAGAAGGCUAUAUAUGAAUUUUGAUUCUUGUUCAUCGAUUCUGUGUAAUAACAUUAAUAGCCUGGUAGUUCUGAUUGACGUUUUCUAGAAAUUGUGAUUAGAAUCUUGAAUAAUACAUCAGAACUUUAUUCACCAUUCACACGCUUUCUUUAAUCUCAAUAGUCCAUAGCCUUAUAAACUUACUAAAUAAUAUUUUCGCAAUUAGCAGCUGAUUUAGUGUGGUGUUUGUAUGAACUAACGAUUCAUUUGUACUUGUUGAAUGCUUGAUUUCGAAUUCCAAAUACAGUACAUUCGUUUGUG